AUGGAAGGAGGAGCGCCCAACGUGCUGAUUGUGGACAGCACUCUUGAAAGCAGCCGUCAUUGGCAUGAGGGAGAGAACCUGUUGGGUAAAGGGGCAAUAGUUCGCACCAUAGGCUGCGUUGGGCAAGUCUCAGCGCUGGGUCCCGUCAAUGGCUUAAGUGCGCGGGUAGUACAAGUACCGGCAGCCAUUCCCCCAUUUCAACCACGGGCAAACUAUUCAAUGCCUGGGAACCUCGAGCCUAGUCACUUCUACCUGGACUUUGGUCUUGUCCACACCCUAUAUCACAGCGACGCAUGGAUUCGGCCCAAUGUCAGCAAAGGGGGCACUUUCUGCUUCCAGCGCCGGGAUCUGGUUGGCUGCUGGAAGUGCAAGGGGCUUCCGAUGCGGAAGUUUGAGCAGAACAAGCAACGGUGUGAGGGUAAACGGAAAGCAGAGCAAAGAGAGAGGGACGAAAGCUCGAUCCAGCCCAGGAAGCAGCGAGCUCGGACAAGGGUGGAGGAAGAGGACCUGCCGGUUGAUAUGCGGCUUCUCUCACUCCGCAAACUUGCACCAGGAUGCUGGUUGGUUCCUGACUCAUCAAAGAGGGAGCUUACCUACCAGUCUACCUCCGGGAAGCCGCGCAACAUUCCCCGCUUGGUCUACCUCGACAACUGUGGAACGAUACGCUGCAGCCAUUGUUCCGGCCAUCGAAGCGCUGUGCAGUGCGAGCACACACGCUCUGUCACUAAGCACCUGCAGACUCGUCUGAAGCAGGCUGGGUGCACAAACGCCGCGGCUUCCUUUUUGGAUAUCGAGGAGUGCUUCGACGAGUAUUGUACUGAGCUGGAGGUUUUGCGGGUUGUCCAACCUCAAACGGACGGCUGCAUAUACCUGGACAAGCGGAGAAACUUGCAGAAGGAGUCACCCGAUUUUGCUACGUCCUUCCUUGGGCCCAAAAUCGAGUUUGUUUGUGGUGCGGGCGGAGGUCAAAGGGCGGUAUAA
Messenger RNA from Klebsormidium nitens, 981 nucleotides. NCBI's taxonomy places the organism in Eukaryota, Viridiplantae, Streptophyta, Klebsormidiophyceae, Klebsormidiales, Klebsormidiaceae. The record is from the annotation of a GenBank genome assembly.